AUGACCGCGCUAUCUCACCAUCCAAUUCCAACUAAUACUCAGUCCCGCCACUCGGCACCUGUCAGUUUUCGAUCCACAGGAGCUUGCUUGCACCAUCUACUGACAUUUGGCCAGAUGGGAGUCUUCGCACAUCGCAAGCGUACUGACGGCGCUUCCGAGUAUCUUCUGCCUCGUCCAGCGCGUAACAAAACCUGCUCUGACAUCAGCUGUAGUCACGAUCCGUCAACGCCCGUCAAACCUCCUCGCCAGCCAAAGUACACCGUCACAAAAGACACUCCUCCCUCGUCUUCGAAGCUUGCCAGCCGACCUCCCACACCAGUGCCAGACUGUCCACCACCCCCUNUGACCAGACAAUCCACUGUCAACAAUCUCACAGCUCCAUCGACUAUCCCUUUUACCAUCCAAUCAUCACUGUCGAAAUACUCCUUGACCGCUCACGAAGCUCCAUCACCUUCUUCCAACGUCUCGUCAGCCAGUGAAACUACGAUAUACCGCUUUCCACCUACUCCUCCUCUACCCAAGGAAUGGAACGGCGUUCACGACCAUGCCAUGUGUGUUCUUGAUACAUGCAAUUACUCCCUCAAUGCCAUCGUCAAGAAGCUUCGAAGUGCUUUUCCUGAGCUCUCCAAAGCUCCCUUGACUCCGACCAUGGUUGACAAGCGUCUGCGUGUCCUUGAUCAAAACCCUGAAAUCGACUACUUCCGUACCGGUCUCGAGCAUGCCAAUCGAGGAGGUAUAGAGAAGGCUCGUCGUGGAAAGGCCAUCAACACCGACACGGGCCCUUCUGGCUACGACACACGCAUUCCAGCCGAUCCAAGGGUCUCUACCCUGACAGCUCCUGCCUCGACUAUCGAUAGCAGCUUCGUGAGCAGCAUACCAAGCCUUCCGGACCUUCCAAAGAAGCUGAUUGAAGAUCGCCAUGAGUCCGGAAUUUCCCUCAAGACCACUGCCUCUCCUACGUUGGAAGCUAGCGGUUCCUCUCAGCCAUUCGAGUCUGGUUUUCUGGCCCACAGAGCCUCUCCCUCUGGGCAGAUCGUGUCGCAAAGAUGA
This is a messenger RNA of Aureobasidium vineae, 1050 nucleotides long. The record is from the annotation of a GenBank genome assembly. Lineage: Eukaryota; Fungi; Ascomycota; Dothideomycetes; Dothideales; Saccotheciaceae.